AUGGCUUGGAAACGGCGAAGGAUACUCCUGCACAGCGGCGAAGCCAUGGAUUCUGAUAAUGAUAAGGUUUGCCUUUAAAAAAAAAAAAAAAAAAAUUCUUCCCUCGUCUCUCCUGGAGUUGCUGGCUUUGAAGUUCAUGCUGUUGUUGGAUACUUCUUUAGAAAGCUUUUUUUUCUGUAAACGUGAUCAUGCGUUUGACUCUUGGGGGCAGAGACAGCGGGAAGAAGAGGAAUUAUAUUUUUUCCCAUUGGAGAUAAGAGUGAAGGAAAUAGAAUGAAUGCGAUAGCAGUGACAGAGGAAGAAAAAAUGGUGAAGGAAAAAUGCUGUUCACCUCUUCUAUUGCUUCUGGCUGUUGUCGCCAGCCUCUCACAGAGGCUGUCUGCUGCAGUCUCUCGCAUGUCUGCGCACCAGCUGCAGUUUCUGUGGGCAGUGUGCUUCCCGUUCUAAUUAUCCUCCGCAUGCGGAUGAAACACUGUUUGUUCCAGCCUCAGAACAUUGAUUGAAAGGAUCCACCGAUGGUACUUUGUCUCCGCUGAAACAGCCUUUUGUGAUCCUACCUAUGCCUGUUUCUCUCCAGCUGCCAUUCUUCAGCCGCUUUCUAAUCAGCUCGCUAUACUCCUACACGCACCCCUAUUUUCUCUUCAUCACUACCUGACCGUCGUUUCAUUGUUACUAAGCAGAAACAGACUGACCGCUGCAGCUUCAGACCUUUUGAGAGCAAGUCUUGACCUUUUAAUCAGACUGAACAUAUUGGUUUUGUCUCUACGUCAGUGUUUUGAUGACAUAAAACCCCACAAAACCACUGCAGACAGAGCCAUUUGUUCUGUUUUCUCUGAGUCAGUGCCAUCCAAUAUGGAACUGCACUUUUCUUACUUCGUCAGGAACUGGAGUAUAUGUUUUCGAAUUUGUGUUUAAUAUUUUCCUAUGACACUUUUCGAUAACUUAUUAGCCGUGCCUAUUGCAUAACAUGCAAGAAAUCCGUGGGUGAAAAUGUUUCAGGCUAGACUUUUAGCUGUGGCUCAAGAAUUUGGCCGGGAAAUACGUGUAUUCACGAGCCCUGCAGCUUCUGCAUCAGAAGAACCUUCCGCUGCUUCUACCUCGCACCAUGGUGAUCACUGUCUCUGAUUAAUGAACACUUCUUUUAUCAUCUGGUCGACUUGUCCCUGAAUUAUGCUCCUUUUUCCUCUGAAGUGAAUAGAGCAACAGAGUCAUUAAAUUUGAGAAACGAAGCCUAUGUGUUAUAAAAAGUAGACACUCUGUGCAAAAACUGUAGUCUACGCCUUGAUGGUGUCAGAGAUGUUUGUGAUCGGAUGCACCCACCCAAAAUGAAAGGUUCCUGCGGUUCUCCCCUACAGAAGAUGCUAACCCAUUCUCGUUAAUUUUUUGAGCUUGCGAAUCAUCUCUAUCAGAAUAUUGCAAAAUGCUGGUGCAUUAUCUUUAUGGAGGUUGCUCAUGUUUUCAUUCAAAUGUUCAUGGACAGAAGAGGAGGAGGACGAUGAUAUCUAUGACUUCACUCCUGAUGAUUAUUACCGGAUCAUGUCAAUCAAAAAGGAAGGUAAUUAUUAUGUUCAAGUGAAAGAAUGACAGCAUUGGAAAUUUAUCUUGAGCUUCUUUGUUUUAUAUUUAGCCUUUGUGUUUAUGACUUUGAGCUUGUGCAGAUUAGUUUCUGGAAGUUACUGUGCAAUUUUUGUUUUGGUCGUGUGCAGAUUUAUUUCUGAAGACCCACAAAAUUCGUGAAGCAGAGGCUGCAGCCCGUAGAGCAAAAAUAGCCAAGGUAUAUUGGGUAUAUCUAUGAAACCUGUCCACAUCUAUGUUCUUCUCUUCGUUAUUGUCAGUUGGAAAGCUUAUGAUUUCUAUCUUUGUUAUGGUUGGAAUGUGAUGUUUUUCUAUCACUUGGAUGAUAAAGAGACAAUGUUUUUUGGUUAUUUAGUUUCACUUCUGAAAGUCUGGCCUAGGAGGAGUUGGUGUCAAUAGACCAUCUGGUUAUGAGCGUUUCAACGUUGGAAUUGAAACUCGUUCGAGUUUCGUUUGGCAUGAAAGCACCAAGCUUGGCAUUGAAUUUUGAUGAGUAUUGGCUACAGUGAGGAGCCUGGUUUUGUUUUGGGCACGUCAAGGGACCUAGGAUGGACUCUUGUCUAUCAAAAGAUGCUAUAAUAGAUAAGGAGGAAGAUGAAGAAUAUCAAAGGUUAGUAUUAUGGCAUCUAUGCACAUCUAGUACAUGCUUAAGCAUCAUCGUGUGGCCUGUAGGAUGGGCAAAUGCAAAACAUAUGUUCUUGUGAGAUCACAAGAAACUGUAGCAACUAAGUUGCCUUUUUUGAUAAAGUUUGUUAGAUUUUUUAGAAAUUUGAAUGCAGCAUGUGUGUCAUGCUAAUUACUCUGAAAUAAGCAAAAUAUUAAAGUUGAAAGAUUAAGAGAAUUAUUUUGCGUUCUAUUUGUCACGGGGAAGUAGGCUGGAGUGGAACAGGUAUGUGUAUUACAUGAAAUGUGGCUUAAAAAGGCACGUGAAUAUACUACAGUGUAGGUGGAAGCAGAUGGGAUUGCUGGUUUAGCAGUGAAUACUCUAAGUUGGGCAACAAGCAACUUAUUGUUUCGGAGGAGAUUCAAUCAUCAUAAGACUAUUUCGUCCAGUCUAGAAAAAGAAUGUAGACUCUCAGAGCUCUUUUUAUGGAAUGUUCCGAAAGAGAAUCAACGAUUUGGUUUUUUAAGACAAUGGUUUGCGUUCGCAUGUUAAAGGUGGGCAUUGUAUGCUGUCCUGGAGACCAUGCUAUCUUUAUAGAUCAAUUUAUAUCGGUAAUGCACUCACUGUCAUUUUAAAAUAUUGUUUGACUUUUUCGGGAAAAAUAUUUAUCUGCCCAUGUUUUAAAUGCUUCUUUGGGUAUAGUUCUCAUUUCAUUGUACAGCCAUUAGGCCAUUUAUUAAAUGUAGCCUUUGAUUUUACACCAUAUCAUGUUUCGACAAUAUUUAUAAACUGGAAGCCAUUUGAAAGUACUUAGGCCUAGAUAACCUAAGUGUAGCAUCUCCAUCAUCAUAUGACGGAAAAAAUAAUUUUCAUUUGUACAGAUUGUUUUGAAUGCUUGUUCCUUGUUUGAUUUCGCCAUUUUUCUUGGAUGUUUCAGUAAGUUUUUGACUUAUUUUACUUAGUGUAGGCGAUUAUUAGGGUUCGGUUCCCUGAUAAUUUCGUCCUGGAGGCAAAGUUCCAUCCCUCAGAGACCAUACAAAGCUUAACUGAUCUCCUCAUCAGAGUAUUGGCGAGGCCAGAUCUUCCCUUCUAUCUAUGUGAGUCAUGCCUGACAAAACUCCAUCGUAAAUACAAUCCCUUGUCUGUUUUCGUGGGAAUCUGCGUUUCUUAACAUGAAAUGGGCUGGACAGGACUGAUGCUUUCGCAUAUAAUCCUUUUGUUUUGUUUUCAGAAAAGAGAAAUAAAAUAUACAAUAUAGGUGGGUUACUAAAAAAAAACGCUGGUCUGGGAUGCAUUUGCCAAUGGUUUCUAUUUGAUGAGAUAAAUGGGUAGAGCUUGAGCAGCUAUUUUGAUAGAGGCAAGACGUUUUUUUCCUGAGCUUUGCCCAUGCUUUUGGCUAAAAAAAGGAAUUAUUUUAUCUACCUCGGGAAGAAAUCAACAGAACACCAGCUGUCUCAAAAAAUAAACAGAAGCCGUGGGAUUCCAGGUUUUGAUGAUGGGAUACCACUUAACUCCAUUACUGAGGGUUUUAAUGAGGGCAAUUGCGAACCAAUUGAAAACAUGAACAUAUUUUCUUCUCUUUUCAGUAUUUAAUGAACUUAUGGUGCCAUCUGUCUUAAAAGAAAAGUGUUUGUCGAACCUUAGGCAUGAACAGCUGCAUUUCUCCGGCUCUCUUAGGAAGACAACCCUACUAUUAGAGAAAACUUCUCUUGUGAAGGUCGGUCCUACGAGCGAAAAGUAUUAAAGGUGCCAUAAACACCGUUCUUUUGUCCCCAUGAAGCCAGAAUAGGCCAUGGACUGCUUUCUUCGCUUAUUAAAUCUAUACCCAACUGAGCCCUGUUCUAUUUCAGACUAUGGAUAUCCAUCUUUGAUACUUAGUUCAUCCAAAAGGGUUGAAAUUUGACGUCAUUUCAGUAGAAAAAAGGGUAUGCCGCCACUCAUCUGGCUGUAGUCGGGAGGGUUCCAUCCCUUCCGGGGCUACGUGGACAUAUUUUAGGUGCACACUGGAUAUCAGGUUAAAAAAUGGAUGUUGGAGGGAUCCAUUUGAAUAUCACUGGUCUCAGAUAACGCAACCUCAAAAAAUCUUUGAGACACCCAGAAGAUGGAUGGGAUCUAAGUACCUUUCUGACAUAUUCGGAAUUAAUGCAUGUUUUUCUGAGGAAUUUCAGACCACUGAUCACAUAAUUCAAAAGGUUGAAGGUCUCAGUGGUUGUCUUUACUAGGUCUCAUACUAAAUAACUAAUAUCUGUGGACCAGACUAUUUAGGUUGGGCGGAUCCGUUACUGCUGAUGUUGAGUUUAUUCCAAAUUUAAUUGGCUACACACAUCGGUAUGAUAUUUAUUGUAACAUGUUUUCCUUUUCAUUUUCUCCUGUGUUCUUGAUCUCUGACAACUACUGACCAAGAAGAUGAAGAUAAUGGAAGAUAUUUUUUUGUGAGAUGGGGGUAUAAUUUUCUGACUAAGAAAAUAAAAAAUGCUUCACCCAAUUUUUUAAAUAUUUUUUUUUUCAUGGACAUCAUUUUCGUGUUUGAUUGCUUCUGUUCAUGUGGAUUAUCUAUUUCAUUGCUACAGGGGACCGCUUUUGGCGUUUUGGGUUCUGUUCUUCCUUUGGUCAUGCGACAAGUUCUUAAGAGUUUUUGCGUCUUUGCAGCUGUUGGUGGGAUUGGCAUCCUUUAUGAUUAUUUAUUGAAAUGACCCUCCUGCAAAUCGUUUUCUGAUUCAGAUACCACUCCCCCUAAACAACGAAUUAGAGACUUCUCCAAGGAUUUUUAUUCGGUCGGCUUUGUGCCUGGAGCAAUUGUGUACUUCUCACAUGAUCUUCCAAGAGGUUGCUCCUCUCUCUCUCUCUCUCUAACUAUUUGUAUGUAUGAAGAUGCUCAGCCUAUCGCUUAGUGGGUUCGCAUUGAAUUGAUAUAAUUUUCUCUGCCCAUCACUUCGUAUUGGUAUUUUUGCUGCUGGUGUUCUUAAUGAUGUGAACUUCCGAACUAUCCUCGUAGUUAUGAAGGCAGAAAAUAUUUUCCUUGAAUAAGUUGAAGAACAUCGAGAACACUUUCCAGAGGCCGAAGGCGGAGGCGGAGACCUGGGGCCCUUCCUCCGCGAGGACAUCCUCUCUCUGAAUGGCAUCGAUCCCGCUCCCCAGACUGUCGACAUCAUUCAAUCUGUCGCCGGGCCUGCCCCCCCAGAGCUCACCGCUGACCUCUCCACCGAGCUGAAGCCCUCCGAGAAGAAGCUGGGUAAGCCCAAGUGGCUCAAAAUGUAA
This is a messenger RNA of Spirodela intermedia, 5437 nucleotides long. NCBI's taxonomy places the organism in Eukaryota, Viridiplantae, Streptophyta, Magnoliopsida, Alismatales, Araceae. The record is from the annotation of a GenBank genome assembly.